UUAAAUAAAGAUUACACAACGACCAGAACCGAGUUGACAGGGGUUGUAGUGCAGGUACAUCCAUCAGGAGAAUGUGUGACGAGCUCCAUCUUGUAACAGAGCAGGAAAUCCCACAGCUGCUAGCCUGGCUUGAGCAAGAGUUACCUCAGUCUUACGCGCUUUACGGUGUUGUCAAAGAAAAUACCAGAUUAAACUGGCCAGGAUAUCAGUUCUACACCAUCGGAUGGCCAAACAUACAAGCAGCGGCCACUGGUAGUACUGACCUCAACUGUGGGUGUUAUGACUACUUUAAAAACAGAGUCUACAUUUUUCUGUACGCCCGCGACGCUAAAUCAGCGCAGGUUUUGUUGACAUCGCCAGGAAUUGUUGACUGGAACAAACCGGCCAUUUUUCAAUUCCCAGAUGCACUAACGUCAGGAAUCCAUGAAUUGUUCCAGUCAAGAUUUUCAUACGAGCUUCACGAGUUGACGUUUUACACCAUGAUGGCACCAAAGGAUGACGUCAUUACAAGCAGCCAAGUACCAGACGACCUGAUUAUCUCCCCUCUGGAACCAAAACGAGACGCUGCCUGUAUGAACUCGACCUGGUCGUAUAAAACCGAGCACUCGGAGAAAUAUAUGGAACAACUUGCUCUCCACUUCCCUUCUUGUGGGGUCUUUGAUAGGUCUGGCCAAUGUUUAGGUCACGUGGUCGGCACACCACAAGGAACAGUUGGAAUUCUUUACGUGGUUCCAGAAAUGAGACGACACGGCUUGGGUCAGAUACUGCUACGUGGGAUAUCUAAGGCUUACUUCGACCUUGACCUCCCGUGUGUUGCCUACUGUCAGACGAACAACAUCCAAUCAAUUAAGUUGUUUGAAAAAGUUGGAUUUAAGAAUAUCGACACAAUAAAAGUAAUUAGCUACACUCCAACAUAACACUACGCUGCAGCUUUCGUGUUGUGAGAUGCAUUUGACAUUCAGUUUAUAAGCUGAGGUUUAUUUAUAGAUGUGAAAGAAUUGCCAAUUAUUUUAUGGGUUAGUUAAAACUUUACCAAGUAAAAAAUAUUUCGUGCAGAACAAGGUGCCAGUUUCAAGUAUUUCUCAGAUUCACAAAAAAAUGUUCCUUAUACACGAGUUCAUUUAUGAGAGACCUUAGGUUGUAACAUUUGUAAUCAAGUAAAUACACUCUGGGAUAUC
Physella acuta is the source of this 1178-nucleotide messenger RNA. RefSeq lists its product as uncharacterized. NCBI's taxonomy places the organism in Eukaryota, Metazoa, Mollusca, Gastropoda, Physidae. Gene Ontology annotation, molecular function: glycine N-acyltransferase activity. Gene Ontology annotation, cellular component: mitochondrion. The record is from RefSeq and is a predicted model, not a curated record.